ACUCUUAUCGUUGAACUGUGCAAUGCGAGCGCGGCGCUAUUAGUGUGUGUGCGCGCGUGUGCAUGCGGUGGCGGCGUGUGGGGGCGCUUGUGUAACAUUUUGACUCCUGUGUGCGCCAGCACGCUGUUUGAGUUAGUGUUCAAUUGGAUCGCUAGCAUGCUAGACGUUGCGCUCCGCUUCAAUUGUACGAGUAAACAAAAUUGUUGAGAAACUCAAUAAAAUCGCGCGAGCUUUUGUUAUUGCAGUGUGGCGGUGUGGAAGUGUCUUUAAAUAACAGUAUUUUGUCGGUAGCUAGCAAACAGCUGAUAAUCGUUAAUUUUUCCCGCGCGCGGCGGGUGACAUAUUCACAUUUACUCUAACAACAACAACAAGGCUAGCAGCAUGGCGUCCUUGAGUCAGCAGUGCAACCCGCGCGCCAAUGUCUUUCUAAUGGUCAAUUUGGGCUGUGAAAUGCUCUAUGUGAUUGAUCAACGCCUGAAGGCGCAACAAAUUUGCGAGGAAAAGUCAACUCAAGUUAUUCACGAUGUUACCGUUGUAUUACUCGAGCCAAAGUUCCUCGAUUCCCUGAUUGUCGGCUCGACACACCACAAUUCGCAAUUACUUACCGUCGAUCAUUGUAAAUACAUGCUCAAUGAUAUUGCCACCUCAUCAAUCAUGCGUCUCGACAAAAGUUCGAUGGACAAAUUAUGGAAUCUCAUGACAAUGAUCUACAAAUGGCAACUUUUCAACUCGAAACAUCCACAACAUUUACUCGAUAUAACUUUCAGACACUUGGACGCGAUUUGUCGCCUGCGACCCGAUGCACAACGCACAAUGUUGGUCGAUUUCACCAAGAAUGUGCUGCUCGAUUUCUGGAAUGUCUUGAGCGAUGACGGUCAAUGGGGCGUCUAUCAAACGAACAAAGCGUGGCUACAAUGUUUCAAUACGAAAAUAUCAUUACUCAUACGCCUCGGUUUCCAAAAUUUGGAUGGCACUUUUGUGCGUGCCGUAGAGGCCAGCUAUUAUAAGGAAUUCGUUGAGAGCAUCGGUGAGAAUGUGUAUGUGAAGAGUGUUGAAAUUGCCGAAGCACAGCGUCAAGAGAACAGCAGCAGCACGCGUGCGACGACGAAGCAACACGCUGAUCCGCUGGCGGAACUUUUUAAUUUGCCGCAAUCGGAUAGCGAAGAUCUACAACCGAUCGAUGCAAAUAAUUUUCAAAAGCAAUUCGAACAGAAUUUGCAACAGUGCAAUAUUUUAUUCUUCGAUUUGGAUGUGAAUGAAGCGACGACAACAAUCAGUAGAGGCGGAGACGACACUAAAGAGGAGCUGUAUGCGGUUGAGAAAGAUAUAGCAGCGGAGAAUGACUUCGUUGGCGCUUUUGGUAAUAGUGAGAUAUUACCCGAUUCCUCGACGAUGUUGUCGACGACAAAGCGGCGAGCGCAAGGCGAGUUCGUGCAAUUACCGGCGACGUAUAACCGUAAUGCGGAAACUGGGCGCGCCGGCGCUUUGGGUCUAAAUCGGGAUUUGCUUGAUUUAUAUAGUCAAAUACUUUAGAUUGAUGAGCAUAAGGAGGGCGCAAUAAAUGGUUUCAGCAUGUGCAUACAGUUGAAUGUAUAUAUACUAUUAGGGUGGGCAAAACAAACUUUUUUGUUGGAUAAAUUCAUAACACAAAAUAUUCCAUAUAAGAACUGGAUUUUGAUCGUUCAGUUUGUAUGACAGCUACAUGCUAUAGUGGUCCGAUUUGAACAAUUUCUGCGGAGAGUGUAGAGUUGUCCUGGAUAAUAACAUACGCCAAAUAUUGUAGAUAUUUCUUCAAAUUAAAAAUGUUUCCAUACAAGAACUAGAUUUUGAUCGUUCAGUUUGUACCAUGACAGCUAUAUGCUAUAGUAGUCCGAUUUGAACAAUUUCUGCGGAGAUUGUAGAGUUGUCCUGGAUAAUAACAUAUGCCAAAUAUUGUAGAUAUUUCUUCAAAUUAAAAAUGUUUCCAUACAAGAACUAGAUUUUGAUCGUUCAGCUUGUAUGG
Bactrocera tryoni is the source of this 2002-nucleotide messenger RNA. RefSeq lists its product as uncharacterized. The record is from RefSeq and is a predicted model, not a curated record. Gene Ontology annotation, biological process: transport. Gene Ontology annotation, cellular component: plasma membrane; cytoplasm. The transcript has 2 exons. NCBI's taxonomy places the organism in Eukaryota, Metazoa, Arthropoda, Insecta, Diptera, Tephritidae. The coding region runs from base 382 to 1533 and encodes 383 amino acids.